Molecule: messenger RNA, 3312 nt
Organism: Hippocampus zosterae (dwarf seahorse)
Lineage: Eukaryota; Metazoa; Chordata; Actinopteri; Syngnathiformes; Syngnathidae
Gene: znf652
Product: zinc finger protein 652
Exons: 6
Coding region: 705-2642 (645 amino acids)
Biological process (GO): regulation of transcription by RNA polymerase II
Cellular component (GO): nucleus
Molecular function (GO): DNA-binding transcription activator activity, RNA polymerase II-specific; RNA polymerase II cis-regulatory region sequence-specific DNA binding
Source: RefSeq, a predicted model, not a curated record
AGUCAGAUGCAUGAUGGAUUGUUGUCAUUUAAUCUAUUCAUUCUUUAAUGAAUUCAACCUUACAUCACGGAUCUCUGGUGGGUGCGCGCGCGUCCCCAGCCCAGACACCCGCGCGCCUGUCCUCCAGACGGCGGCGGCGACGACGAAGCGAAGGCGGCCUGGCCUGCCUGACUGGGAUGCACGCGGGACGCCGACGUCAGAGCGACAAGCGAACAACUCAGCUCGGCCGGGCCACGUAGCGCCAGCGGGGCGGCUCAGGUCGCCGGUGGGCUCCCGUCUCGGUUUAUCUCGGGACAGCAGCUUCUUCUUCACUCCCUCCCACGGUUGAAGAAGCGCAUGAGACCCUGAUCGUGAACUACCGUGCCUGCAUGGGCUCCGGGAGGAGGUCGUAGAGGUGAUGCUCUGUUCAUGGCCCCAGAUGGCAGAAAGACGUGAGGUGUUCCUUUCUUCGACCUUACCUGCUCUGCCCUUCACAGGAAGUGAACUUAAGCUUCGUCAACUGCUAUUUUAAAGUUUAUGGAGGCGCGUCCCUGACAGGUUGUACCCCUUUCCGUUGUAGUUUCCAUCCCUGGAUGACAUGGACGCGUUGUUUGAAUCCGGUUGACUGUCUCAUACACCUCAUCCCCUCCUUCCUCUUGAGGGAAGGUGGGGGUUCGGUGCACCUUACCCCUCUUUGCGGAGCCACUUCAGCUUCGUAACCUUUCAUGAAAUCCUGCCAAAGCCUCAAGCAGGAGGUCUCUGCCCCGUGCCUGGGCGGGAUGUCACAGGAAGAGGGCCGCAGGCCGCAGGUGUCACAGUCCUACUACCGCCCCCACAUGCCAGAGGUGGACCUGACGGGAAAGCUCUACAAGAGGGAGGCGGCUGGCAAGCCCUACUCUGUACUGGUGGACAACAAAAUGGCGAGCAAGACGGCGGCUGACGGCGCUCAGCAGUAUUUCCGCGAGGGUGCGGCAGGACGAGACAUACGCACGCAGGAGGAUGAGGACACUUCAGAGGAGACCGAAGAUGACGACGAAGAGGAGGACGGACAGGAGGAGGGUUUUAAGCGUGAGCAGAUCAUAGUGGAGGUAAAUCUCAACAAUCAGACCCUCCACGUUUCCAAGGGCGACAACAAAGGCGAUGCAGCCGGAGACGACUUGGAAAGAGGUUGCAGCGAGGAUGAUGAAGAUGGGGAAGAGGUUGAAGACGAGAGCCCCUACGACGAUGUGUACGAGGAUGAGGAGAUUGAAAGACGAAGAACGAGGUCAAAAAGGGCCCACAGAAGUGCGAGUUGCGCUUCCGGCCAGCCACAGAGGAAGAGUCUCCGAACGCCUCUAAACUCGCCGUCCUCGGGAAUGACCACCAGGGGGCGACGGAAGCACCCCGAGACAGCAAAGAUCCAACGGCGUUCUGCCCGUUCCACUCCGCCGGUGUCCGCGGGCGUCAUGGUCCCGAGCGGCAAGGCUGAGGGGGAGAAGGAGAUGCUGGCGUGCGAAAAGUGCCCUCGCGUGUUCAACACACGCUGGUACCUGGAGAAGCACAUGAACGUAACGCACAGGAGGAUGCAGAUCUGUGACAAGUGUGGCAAGAAGUUUGUCCUGGAGAGCGAGCUGGCCUUGCACCAGCAGACCGAUUGCGAGAAGAACAUCCAGUGCGUCUCCUGUAACAAAUCCUUCAAGAAGCUAUGGUCGCUACACGAGCACAUCAAGAUUGUGCACGGCUACGCCGAGAAGAAGUUCUCGUGCGAGAUCUGCGAGAAAAAGUUCUACACCAUGGCCCAUGUCCGCAAGCACAUGGUUGCACACACCAAGGACAUGCCGUUCACCUGCGAGACCUGCGGCAAGUCCUUCAAGCGCAGCAUGUCCCUCAAGGUGCACUCAUUGCAGCAUUCUGGAGAAAAGCCCUUCCGUUGCGAGAACUGCGACGAGCGCUUCCAGUACAAGUACCAGCUGCGCUCACACAUGAGCAUCCACAUUGGACACAAGCAGUUCAUGUGCCAGUGGUGCGGCAAAGACUUCAACAUGAAGCAGUAUUUUGACGAGCACAUGAAAACGCAUACAGGAGAGAAACCGUUCAUUUGCGAGAUUUGCGGCAAGAGCUUCACCAGCCGGCCCAACAUGAAGCGCCACCGCCGCACGCACACGGGCGAGAAGCCGUACCCGUGCGAGGUAUGCGGCCAGCGCUUCCGCUUCUCCAACAUGCUCAAGGCGCACAAGGAGAAAUGCUUCCGGGUCACCAGCCCGUUGGUGCUGCAGCCCGGCGGCCCGCCCGUGCCGGUCGGCCUCUUCGCCAACACUUUCUCCACCUCCCCCUCUUCGUCGUCUUCUGGUCCCGGGCCUUCAGCGGCCACCUCGCCAGCCGUCACCAGCGCGACCACCCAGGGGAUCCACUCACCCGGGGUGGCCUUACCCCUGCGAGGCCCUUUGGGACACGCCUUCCCCCACGUGCAGCUCCACACGGCCUCCUCGCACCAACACUCCCAACCGCACCUUUCAAACGCCCACCACCACCACCACCUGGCAGUGCCCCCGGUCUCCCACCUGCCCCCUCCGCCGGCCCUUUUCAAAAGUGAGCCUCUCAACCACUGUGGGCAUGAAGAUAGCACUUACAUGCAUCACAUGGCUUCUGCUGAAAAGGGUCCCGGAGCCUCUCAACAUCACUGAAUUGUGAACCACAACCCGCGGGCGCUGCCUCAGUCACUCAAACCGUCACUAACUUCUUGGAUUCAGUGGGCCACCUUUUUUUUUUUUGUAAGCAAAACCCAGUCCUUCGUUUACGCACACCAUCUGGCACUGCCGAGUUAAGUUACGUUUUCACUGAGCAAGUCCUUAAACUUUUUUUUUUUUAAUCGAUUGUAAAAAAAAAAAAAAAUCUACAAUAUCCCGCACUGCCACUCUGUCAGCACCCUUUUGUAGGGGUACCAGUUAGGAAUGUGCCAUAUAUUCGGUCAUGGGCAAAUUAUUGUCUGAAAACUGUCAUUGAAGCAACACAGCCAAGACGGGAUGUUUGCAUUGUAGGAUUUGAUUCAGAAGAAUUUGGGGGCGGUGGUUCUUGGUGCAUCACCUCGUCUUGUCCGACCCGGGUGAAAUGUGCGCAACAACAAUGGUGUCUUUUUGAAGAUUCCCCAAUGCAAACACGUGUAGCAUUAACACAGAGCAGUCCGCUGUUUCUUAUCGCUUCCUCUGGCCAGAGGUUGAGCUGCUGUGUGAUUGGUUCUCAAACCAUAUGUGAAGUUACAGUGCAAGGCUGAUACACUUCCCAACCUUCACGUUUUAGUCCAUGAGGCGAAUCAGUUGGCCUCGGUAGUGUACUGAAAGAUUGUUUAAAAAAGAA